AUUUAUUGAAGUGUAAAUGCAUAAAAAACCUUUUAACUUCAUCAUCUCAAAAGCGUAGACUUGUUCGCAGAAUCCAAAAUCCGAUUUUUACACUCACAUUUGCCGAACAGGAAAAAUGAGUGAUCACCUGAUUUUGUGUGUUGACCGCCUUGUAACGCCUGAUAAUUUGCAUACUCUGCAAGGGAAUGGGCCCCCGGGAUCAUCCAGUGAGUAUUCCAGUUCUCAUGCUGCUGAUCCACUGGCUCGUGUUGUUGAUGUUGAGGGAGUGGGAGAAUAUGGUGUAUCUGAAGAAGAAGAACCACUUAUUCAAAUGGUGGAGUGUCGCAUAUGCCAGGAGGAGGAUAGCAUUAAGAAUUUGGAGGUCCCAUGUGCUUGCAGUGGCAGUUUGAAAUUUGCCCAUAGGAAAUGUGUCCAGCAUUGGUGCAAAGAGAAACGGGAUAUAACUUGUGAGAAAUGUCAUCAGCCAUACCAACCUGGAUAUACUACUUCACCACCUCCCCCUCAGGCUGAAGAUACUACAAUUGAUAUCAGUGAGGCUUGGACAGUCUCUGGUGCUUCCUUGGACUUGCAUGAUCCACGACUUUUGGUGAUGGCAGCAGCAGAACACCAUUUGUUGGAGGCUGAGUACAAUGAAUAUGCUGAUAGCAAUGCUAGCGGGGCUGCCUUCUGCCGCUCUGCAGCACUAAUUUUAAUGGCGCUGCUUCUCUUGAGGCAUGCACUGUCUCUCACCAUUUCAGAUGCAGAGGAUGAUGCUUCUACAUUUUUCUCUCUUUUCUUGCUCUGGGCUGCUGGUUUUCUUCUUACAUGUUAUAUAAUGGCAUGGGCUGUCGGCAUAUUGCAGCAUUGAAGGCAAAGAUAGGAAGCAGCAGCACUUGCUGCAACAGAAGUUGCAUUUAUGCUUCGCGCUGGGCAACGCCGUGGUUUGCAUUUCACAGUAGUGCCAGGACCUCCAGUGAGCCCCCAUCAGGAACCACUCCAAUAACGUUGUCUUCGUUUUUUUCAGAUGAGAUACUGCAUUGGUGUAGAAAGUAGGCCAAUGAUGGAUAUGAGUAUGUUGUCUUGCUGCUGCAGGGGUGCCACCAAGGGGUUAAAUGAAAAUGGUUAGACUGUAUGUCCCUGCAACUCUUUUCUUUUUGUUUACCCUUUUCAAUCAUGCAUUUCUAUGAUAAUGUUUGUACAUGAAUUAGGGCUCUCACAGCUGUUGAAUUUAUUGUUCUUUGUUGGGUCAGCAGGGCUGCAUAGCUGUUUUUACAGAUGACUAUAAUUGCCGACUUUUGUGGAUAUUCUUUCAUGCAAGUUUCACAUGGUAAUGUAAUUAAGAUUUUAGCCUUCCUUCCAGGUUAAAUUAAUUACAUAUUAUAAUGUAAUUAGCAUCAGAUUAUCUGAGUAAUCUAUUUCUAUGUAUUGUUGAGAUUAUUUCAAUAAUUUAAACACAUUUUUAAUACA
Messenger RNA from Mangifera indica (mango), 1446 nucleotides. RefSeq lists its product as uncharacterized. Gene Ontology annotation, molecular function: ubiquitin-protein transferase activity; zinc ion binding. Gene Ontology annotation, cellular component: membrane. Lineage: Eukaryota; Viridiplantae; Streptophyta; Magnoliopsida; Sapindales; Anacardiaceae. The record is from RefSeq and is a predicted model, not a curated record. Gene Ontology annotation, biological process: protein ubiquitination. The transcript has 8 exons.